CCAAAACCACCCAACCAACUCGGAGAUUAUUUUAGAAAAACAAAGCUUUUCUUUUUCUUCUUCCUUAGUUUUGAAGAAGUGAAUCUGGACGCAGAACUAAGACAGUCCAUUUUGGAACUUGAACCAUCAAUUUCAUCAAGAAAGAAAGUUCAAAAAUCUUAAUUUCUACUUGUAUUUAAGCUUCUUGAUUCAUCAGAAACUCGAUUAUUUCGUUUCUUUUUUACAAUUUUCUCCUCUUCUUAAUCUUCUUUUCUUGAGAAACAUCUACUCUUAUUAAUCUUCUGGAUCAAUAAGACAUGAAGUUCUUCGGGUGGAUGCAGAACAAGCUACAUGGGAAACAAGGAAAUACUCAUAGACCAAGCAUAUCCUCUACUUCUUCUCAUCAACCGCGAGAGGAGUUUAGUGAUUGGCCUCACGGAUUACUAGCGAUUGGAACGUUCGGUAGUGUGAACAAAGAGCAAACACCACAAAAACUUAAUCAAGAAGUGAUCCAAGAGGAAGAGACGUCGGCUAACGUGCACGUGGAAGAUCAUGCGCAAGAUAGAGAUCAAGAACUUUCUUCCUCCGAUGAUUUAGAAGAUUUCACUCCCGAGGAAGUUGGGAAACUGCAAAAGGAGCUGACGAAACUCUUGACGAGAAGGACCAAGAAGAGGAAGUCCGAUGUGAACAGAGAACUUGCGAAUCUUCCUUUAGAUAGAUUCUUGAAUUGUCCUUCGAGUCUCGAAGUCGAUAGACGAAUCAGCAACGCGCUUUCUGGUGGUGGAGAUUCUGAUGAGAAGGAAGAAGACAUUGAGCGUACGAUCAGUGUUAUUUUGGGGAGAUGCAAAGCGAUUUCGACAGAGAGCAAGAAUAAUAAGAAGAAGAGUAAGAGAGACUUGAGUAAAAACUCUGUCUCUUAUCUUCUCAAGAAGAUGUUUGUCUGUACAGAGGGUUUCGCUCCUGCUCCUACUCCUAGCUUGAGAGACCCGUUUCACGAAUCGAGAAUGGAGAAGUUGCUGAGAAUGAUGCUACACAAGAAGAUUAACGCUCAAGCUUCUUCCAAGCAAACAUCAACGAAGUAUCACUUGCAAGACAAGCAACAGCUUUCGUUGAAGAAUGAGGAAGAAGAAGGAAGAAGUAGUAGCGAUGGGGGUAAAUGGGUGAAGACAGAUUCUGAUUUCAUUGUUCUUGAGAUAUGAUCCACUUUUUCCCCUUUCCAUGUUCUUACAAGAAAGUACAGAUAGAGAAUCUUCACUGAUAUCAAGACAAACAAGAUUAUAGAAGAAAUGAUCCAUCAAUUUUCUUUUUCUUUCUGAUGAAAGUUUUUGGGUAUCUGGAGAGCCCAUGAGUUUCUUUUUUUUUGCAUGGUUGGGUCCAUAAAGCCGAACAUGUUCUGGAAACUAAACAUCAGAUAUUUAUAUUCGUACAUGCAUGUGUAUGUAUAUAUAAAGAGAGAAAUAUAUAUAUAUAUAUACAUACAUGUAUGUAUAGCUGUGUAAUUUUCAGGUGGAUAACCUUGGUUUAUAUAAAGAAGUCCUCAUUUUCUU
This is a messenger RNA of Thlaspi arvense, 1526 nucleotides long. The record is from the annotation of a GenBank genome assembly. Lineage: Eukaryota; Viridiplantae; Streptophyta; Magnoliopsida; Brassicales; Brassicaceae.